Hyaena hyaena (striped hyena) is the source of this 5861-nucleotide messenger RNA. It is a transcript of the gene SLX4, whose product is annotated as SLX4 structure-specific endonuclease subunit. The coding region runs from base 1 to 5268 and encodes 1755 amino acids. Gene Ontology annotation, cellular component: nucleus; Slx1-Slx4 complex. Gene Ontology annotation, biological process: interstrand cross-link repair; meiotic DNA double-strand break processing; resolution of meiotic recombination intermediates. The record is from RefSeq and is a predicted model, not a curated record. Gene Ontology annotation, molecular function: enzyme binding. The transcript has 15 exons. Lineage: Eukaryota; Metazoa; Chordata; Mammalia; Carnivora; Hyaenidae.
AUGGAGCUGCAAACCUCACACCUCUCAAGAACACCUGAGGGCCUUAAAGUUGGUGAGAUGAUGGAUGAGUCAGACGAUGAUUUUAAGGAACUCUGUGCCACCUUUCUCCAAAGGGUGAAAAAGAAUGGCACCAAGGAGGUGUCGGGGGAAAGGAAGACACAAAAGGCCUCAAACAGCACUGAGAUAAGCAAACUGAAAAGGACCAAACCAGCUGCUACCAAGAGCAAACCCCUUCAAGGCCCCAGGGAGAAGAAGAGUCGGUCUGGCAGCCAGGCCCCAAGGACUAAAAGGCAAGGGGCACCCAAGUUGCAGGAGAGCAAACCAGCUCCCCCUGAGAAUGGAGAGGGAAGUGUGCCUGCCUCUGCUGUGCUCCGGGAGAGUGUGCAGAACCCCCAGACAGAAGCGACUCGGGACAGCGACUCCCAGCCCCCUCCUUCCCAUCUGACAGUGAUGGGGCCGAGUCCCUCCAAACCCCGGACAGCAGAGCUGGUCCUGCAGCGAAUGCAGCAGUUCAAGAGAGCAGACCCUGAGCGCCUGCAGCAUGCUUCCAAACGGUGCUCCCUGGAGUCUGCGGUUGAAGAAAACCUGCCGAAGGGCCCUGGAGAGGAGAUGACAGGGGAUGGGUUGGGGCCCGGGCUCCCUGCCACAGAGAGCGACGCGGCGGUGGCCUUGGCCCUGCAGCAGGAGUUUGGCCAGGAAAAAGCAUCCUUACAUGAGAACCUGGAGGAGACGGGGUGGUUCUUCUGCCAGAUCUGUCGUAAGAAUCUCUCAGCCAUGAACGUGACACGGAGGGAGCAGCAUGUGAACCGGUGCUUAGAUGAGACUGAAAAGGCAUUGACACCCUCCACACCUCGGAUCCCCGAAUGCCCGAUUUGUGGGAAGCCAUUUCUCACCCCAAAGAGCAGAAUCAGUCACCUGAAACAGUGCGCAGUGAAGAUGGAUGUCGGCCCCCAGCUCCUGCUCCAGGCUGUGCGACUGCAGACGGCUCUGCCGGAGGGGGCCAGUGGCAUACUGGCAUCAAGCUUCAGCAAUCACGUUGGAGGUCUGAAGCAGAGGGGAGCCACCACCCAGAAGGAGCUGCAGAGGAAGCAGAGGGUCACCAAGCCCGAGGCGCCGUCUGAGGAAUUGCUGAUGGCCAUGGCCCUGUCCCGGUCCGAGAUGGAGCAGGAGGCCGGGCCGGUGGCGCUCAGACUGGGAGGCGCCUUUUCUGAAAGGAUAAGACUGGGAGCAGAAAAGAAGAGCCGCAAGAGGAAGGCACCUGUUUCCCCUCCCCUGUUGUUAGUCCAGGACCCAGAGACCACGGGGAGGCAGACGGAGGAUCGGGUGGCCCAGCUCUUUGCCGAGGAGAUGGAGCUGGCCUGCACGCCGCCGCUUCCCGCGAGCAGGAUUCUAAAGGAAGAGCUGGGAAAGGCUGGCUGGUGUCUGCAGCCGUCUGGAAAGAAGCAGAACUUUCUAUGGGAGGGCAGCGCCCUGACUGGGGCCUGGGCUCUGGAAGCCUUCUACACGGCAAGCCUGGUCCCUCCCAUGGUGCCCCAGCGGCCCACCAAGGCUCUUACACAGGAGCCCAUGCUCCCCCCAGUGCUGCCUGACCAGCCAGAGCUGGGAGUACAGACGUCACCUGCUCUCCCCAGUGCCCACCGCACAGGCCACGGCCCCAGGAGCCUGCCCGCCUCCGCCAGCCAGAGGGAGCACCAGGCCCUGCAGGACCUUGUGGAGCUGGCGGGAGAGGGGCUGGGUGCCACCCCAUGGCCCUGCAGUGGGGGCCCCGCCAGCUCGGGCGGGGCAGCAGGAAUCGAUUUGUCGCCCACUGGCCUUCCACUGACUGGAUUUAUCCUGCCCUCCCAGGAGGAGCAGCUGGAGAGGGGCAGCCAAGCUUCGCUCACUCUCAGUUUGCUGCUGGCUGACUUCAGAGCCAUGGUCAAUAACCCACAGCUGAGCGACAUCCAGUUUCAGACAGACAGUGGGGAGGUGCUUUAUGCCCACAAGUUCGUGCUGUAUGCCCGGUGCCCCCUUCUCAUGCAGUAUGUGAACAGUGAAGGCUUCUUCGCUGCAGAGGAUGACGACGUGAGGAGCCAGCGCGUGCUGCUGAGUGAUGUGAACACCGAGGCCGCCCUCGCGCUCCUGCACUACCUCUACACUGCAGACCCCGGCGUGCCUCCCCGGCUGGCCCCCGGCCUGAGCGAUCUGGCCCACAGGUUUGGUGUUAGUGAGCUUGUUCUUCUGUGUGAACAAGCACCUGACGUGAUAGAUUCAGAGGACAGACCACGAAAGGAGAAGGAAGACAAGGAUUGUGAAAGCCGGGCAGAGAACUUCCAAGAACUCUUGAGAUCCAUGUGGGUGAAGGAAGAGGAAGAAGCAGAGGCUUCAUUGAAAUCUGAGGGCUGUAAAGAAGACACAGAAAAAGUGGAUGAGGCAGAAAUGGAAGAGAUUUAUGAAUUUGCAGCCACUCAGCGCAAGCUGCUCCAGGGGGAAAGCAGUCCAGAGGUCAAGGAAGAAAUGGACCAGUUCAGGGAGGAUGGUUCUAUGUCUGCACAAAUCUCAGUAAGUGUUCAGGUUCAUGAACAGCCGGAAAAUGCAGAAGCGAUGGAACUGUGCGGCCAGAGAAGAGAUGAGGCCCCAGCCAAAUGGAAGAGCAUGAGACCUUCCACGCCCCUGCUACUCAAGGGCCAGCAAGCAGACAGAGAGAAAGCAGGGUCCCCAGAGGAAGCACUGGGGCAUCCCGGCUCCUCUUGCCCUUCUCAGGGCCGUCAGGCAGGGAGAAAGGAAGAUGCCCUUUGGUGCUCGGCUGCUGCUGCUGCAGAACAGCCAUUUUCAUCGACUCCCAGAAGAUGCCCUGAACCGUUCCAGACAACGAGUGAUUUCCAGGAAGGGAAUGGCACGGGGGCAGAGAGCCCCUGUACCCCUGGCUGCGGGCAGGUGCCCCCAUUGCGCCUGUGCCUGUCACAGCCCCCGCAAGGCAGGAGUCCCAGCCGGCCACACCCUCGCCCUCAGCACACAGGCAAGUCGCCCAGCAGAGCCUCUUGGGCGUCCUCCCAGGACUCACCGUCCAAGCAGAAGAGGGUCAGGAGCCUCCGCAAGCUACUUAAAGAUCCAGGCGUCCAGAAAGGCGAAGGACGUGGUUCCUUGUUGGAGUGCAGAAAUAAAGAGGCUCUGAUCUCCCCAGAAAAAUCUCCAUCCAUUGACCUAACCCAGUCAAAUCCUGGUCAUUUGAGCUCUAGAUCUGAGAAUACGCCAUCCAGCAAGAACAGAGAAGAUGAGAUCAUCCUUUUGUUAGACUCAGAUGAAGAGCUGGAGCUAGAACAAACCAAGACAAAGUCUGUUCUUAAUGGUCCCCUGGAAGAAAGGAAAGUGCUAGAAGUUAGCAGCAAGUCUUGUGAGCUGUUUUCUGUCAUCGACGUCGAUGCAGAUCAGGACUCUUUCCAAAGCCCACCACGAAGAGAGGCGGGGCUGCUCUGUGGGGAGGAGAGGCCUCCAGGGAGCCGGGGCUCUGGUGAAGGCAGGGGGACCCAUCGGCUGUUCUGUGACCCCGAGAGUGGCCCCGAAGAGGACAGCACCACAGACGCCUCAUGGCUGGUGCCCGCCACCCCCCUGGCCAGCAGAAGCCGUGACUCUUCAUCCCAGACCCAAAUAACAGGCCUCAGGGCCAGGGCUUUAGUAGAUCAUGUGGUCCAGUUCAAGUCCUGGGCCCCCCUAGGAAACAGGGAUGCACCUGAAGCUGCAAAUAAGUGUUCAGUAACCAGGCCCCAGAUGUCGCCACCAUGCCUGGGCCCUGUCAGUGCAGGAAGUCCUGACAGCAGGGGCCCAUGCAGUCCCCACCCCAGGCGCCUCCAGCCUUUUACUCCUCUGGCGCCCUGUCCCAUCUCAGGGGGCCUGGCCGAUAGCACAGAGCAGCUCCAGAAGUACUCACCCCCCGGGCCGAGCCUGCUGAAUCGGGCUACCACGAGUGAGGUGGUGGAGGUGGAAGACAGCGAAGACGAGCGGGAGGAGGUGAACAGCAGCCCCCUGCUGGACAACGACCCUCCGAUCCUAGUUGACGACUGCCGCUGGCAUGUGGAGCCCCUCUCACCGAUUCCAAUUGACCAAUUGAACCUCGAGCUGAUGGGGCCCCUGAGCACCAGUAGUCCGAGCAGUGACGGCAGCUCCCCCGCCUUCCUAGGUACCACCCCCAUCCGACAAAGCCGCACCAGCCAAAGAAAGGCUCGAGAGAAGUCCCCUCGGGCCAGCUCGCCUGGGAGCGGCAGGCUGAGUUUUCUGAACUCCGCUCUAUGGGACGAUUGGGAUGGAGAACAGAAGCCUCCAGAGCUCCUUCCUCCGGCCCAGACACGGAGUCCUGAUGAAGCUCAGAAAUCAAAAGGGUUAGAGACUCCAAAAGGUGCUAAUUGGAAGAACUUGCCCCCGAAAAUGCCCAUAACCCCAAUGCCAAGGUAUUCCAUCAUGGAGACCCCGGUAUUAAAGAAAGAACUGGAUAGGUUUGGGGUCCGCCCUCUACCCAAACGCCAGAUGGUCCUGAAACUGAAGGAGAUAUUCCAGUAUACUCACCAGACUCUGGAGUCAGACUCGGAGAAUGAGAGCCAGUCCUCACAUGUGCUCCUGGAGGCUCCGCACAGCCAGACUCACCCCAGCAAGACGUCCAAGGCCUCCAGGGCAGCUGGCCGUGCCCAGCUAGAGGCCGCUUCUGGCCCCCUUCUCCACAGGUCGAAGGGGUCCACUAAGACCAAUCAAAAGACGCAGCCUGGUGGAAGCCUCUCUCCAAUGAGCAUGUCACUAGCCAGGGAGGAGCCUCCAGACCCUGAUGGUGACGCCCAGCUCCCAGCCUCCCAGGAAUCAGUGGCCUCCUCCAUGGACAGCAGUGACAGCUCCUUUAGCUCACAAAGUUCUUCCUUUGAGUUUGGAGCAGCCUUGGAGUCUGCAGGGGAUGAGGAGGGUCAAGAGGAGGUUAGUGUAUCACAGACGGCCGUCCAGGCGGCAGCCACAGAGGAGGCAGUGAGGCGCUACAUCCGCUCCCAGCCGGCCCUCUACCGCAAGGCCCUGCUCUAUCAGCCCUUUGAGCUGGCCGAGCUGCAGGCCGAGCUGAAGCAGCAUGGCAUCCACAUGGCCCUGGGGAAGCUGCUGGAUUUCCUGGAUGCCCACUGUAUCACCUUCACCACCUCUGCGGCCCGGAAGGAGAAGCUCCAGAGGAAGAGGCAGCGGCCCGUGGGCAAGAAGAAGGGGGACAGGGCCAGCAGGCCGGUCUGCCCCUCCCCGCCCGCGGCCAUCAGCAGCCUGUGAGCAGUCAGUGAGCCAGGCCUCCACUGGCGUUUCUGGGCCUGGGGACCACAUCAGCCCCCCGUGAAAGCGACUGCGGCACCGAGCUGGGUCGACUUUCCCCAACUCCAUUUCCAUGGCCUCCGGGCCCCAGGCCCUGCCCCUGUUGGUGCCCACAGUUUAUCUCCUUUUGACCCUGCCAUGGGCAGCUGUCAGCUAGCCAGGAGGAGGUCUGUCAGGCACAGGGUGCCCUCGCCCUGAGGUGGACAUCCAGGACCAGCUUGCGCCUGCCCUGCCUGCCUUCUCCACACUCGGCUGUAAUUCCUGCCUCCACCAGCAGACCAAGUGUCCACAAGCCUCUCACUACAUGUCAGGUGCUCUGCUGGCCCAGACGUCCUGCCCAGACAUCUGUCAUUGUCACCAGCAGUCUCCAAACAGGGCAGUGCAGGCAGUGCAUAGCCGGCUUUGCUGGGUAGGUGGGGGAAGCUGUCUCCAGCCUCAGAAGUGGUAUGGAGUUCGGGUGAGGGCCAGAAAAGAGAAGUCUGUGAAUGCCUUGUCUGUUUUAAAUAUAGUGCAGUCCAUUUUAUAUGAUGUGCAAUAAAAACAAAAAGGCUUUA